AUGCGGUUUCCGUCUUCGUCCAUCUCUCCGGUAAAAUGGCAGAGGUCGGGGACAUGAACAGAAGAGUUUUUGUCCGUUUUUAGCUCUCAGAAUACGACUGAUCUGUUAUUUGGCCCAAGGUGCAGGGUCCCUUGUGGUAUGAGUUGGACGUAGGCUACGUGAACACAUCAUGAAGAACAGUCUAUUACGGGACAACCUCUGGUCCACUCAUUGCACCGGGGCAAUUUAGUCUAUCUGGCAGAAUGGCAUCCAGGACAAGAACAGUGUUUUUUUGUGCACAACCAGAUACCUUCAUAUGCAUCCAGCAGGUCAAGGCUCUCUGCACAUUUGCUUUUGUUCUACCAGAGCAAAAAUUCAAGAGACUUCUGCAGUCCUCUAUUGAACAAGAAUCAUGCAACAACACCAGGCACUACAACUGGAGAGGAAGAGACAACCAAAACAUUGAUGCUUUGCCACUGUAUAGAAGUAGGACUGCUUAUUAUGAUAUCCUAAAAGUCACCCCUCAUGCCACACAGGCUCAGAUCAAAACAGCCUACUACAAACAGUCCUUUAUAUAUCAUCCUGACAAAAACCCAGAGAGCAUGGAGGCAACGCAGGCUUUCUCAGAGAUCAGCGAGGCCUACACUGUACUGGGAAACAUCAAUCUGAGGAGGAAAUACGAUCGGGGCAUCUUGAGUGAGUCUGAUGUCCGAGGUGCAGGGAAACCUUCCAAAGCCAGCAGCAGCAGCAAGCAAACAGGAUCUACACAGCAGCAGAGGAGCAGGCAAUAUUCCCAACGAGGAGGAAAGGUCUUUUAUGAUUUUGAUGCCUUUUAUAAAGCACACUAUGGAGAACAACUGCAAAGAGAGCAAGAAAUGAGAGCCAGGAAGCAACGCAUACAAGAAUUGCAGGAGAGGAACAGGAAGGAAUGGCAGCAUAGAAAAAUUUUAGAAAUUCUUGCCACUAUGUUGUGUGCAUCAGCUGGGCUCAUCCUCUAUAACAUUAAAAACUCCUGAUAUUAUUUUAUUUAGGUUUAGUUAACUUAAUAUUCUCAGAUUAUUGAACUUUGAUUGGUAUGUGAUCAUUAAUAUGUUCUUGUUAAAAUGUAAU
Messenger RNA from Boleophthalmus pectinirostris (great blue-spotted mudskipper), 1089 nucleotides. It is a transcript of the gene dnajc30b, whose product is annotated as DnaJ (Hsp40) homolog, subfamily C, member 30b. The transcript has 2 exons. The coding region runs from base 243 to 995 and encodes 250 amino acids. The record is from RefSeq and is a predicted model, not a curated record. Lineage: Eukaryota; Metazoa; Chordata; Actinopteri; Gobiiformes; Gobiidae.